Messenger RNA from Pyricularia oryzae 70-15, 1172 nucleotides. RefSeq lists its product as uncharacterized. Bases 852 to 1172 code for a protein of 106 amino acids. The transcript has 3 exons. The record is from RefSeq and is a predicted model, not a curated record. NCBI's taxonomy places the organism in Eukaryota, Fungi, Ascomycota, Sordariomycetes, Magnaporthales, Pyriculariaceae.
CAAAUCUUAAAAUCCAAAAAUACCUACAAUGUACGAUCGUCAGUGUUGAAGCGUCUCGAAAAAACCUCUUUGGACAAGAGAAUCAAAGUCCUUCGUGGACGAAGCUGCGAUACACUGAAAAUAGUAUCAGCCAAGUCUAGUUCUGGUGAAAGAAUGGCCUAGUCUGCAGGCAACACAAGAGGGCACAGCCAAUGCACAGCCUUCCCGCCGCCGGGUGCCGAUUGCUUCGGAGCCGGACAGCAUUCCCGAACACACCAUCCUCGUAGGUUCCUGUGGAAGGAUUCAAAAAGAUCUAGACCUAGGUUGAUGAGUUCCUAGAUGUAUUGGCUUCUAAAGCGCAGAUCAGCAGUAAGCACUUACGAACAAGACUUUGGAUGCGGUAGCAUUAGGCCCCCCUAUCAACUCAAGAAACCUCAGCCAUUCUCAUCUUAGCAUCCGAUGAUCCGGAAAGCUGGACCACACGGCAGACUACUGGCACGUGGAAAAUCUAGGCCACAGCAGAAAGAAGGAGAGAAAGAUGAAAUCAGAGGAAAAGACGGGAGAAAUGAAAUGAUUUUGGGCCGAGGCACUAGCUUCAGUUCCUAGGCUGUAGUCAACUGCGCGCAAUUUAGGCCUCCGUGUCGUGGUACAGGCUACAACAUAGCCAUGUGAGACGAUAAAACAACAGACAGGUUCAAUCUGUGCAAAUUUUACGAUACGCUAGACUCGUCACACCAAGAUACUCAAAACGAAUUUGUUGUUGUGAAACUUUUAAUCUUUCUGCGAGAUAUGAGAUAGAAGGGGACAGAAAGGGGCGUUGUUUUUUGUGUUUGUUCUUCUUCCGCGGCGAGACAGCUAUAGUUUAUCUUUGCAUGACACCAGCAAAGAAAGGGGUUUUGCGCCGUUGCUCAUUAUCUCAGCGGGCCGAAAUGCAAAAAGAAAAGGUGCAAGGUCGUGAAUCAAGCCCUAUGAGGAAUCAAGAGACGCUAAGACGUAAGCUUAAUGAAGCCGGCGCUACGGAGCAAGGUCGCGGGAGUUAUUUCAAUGCUGGUCCCCCGGGCAAGGAUGGUCACUUCCAACAAAAGAUUAAGGUUGCCGCCUUCAAACACGGGGCAGAGACUUGGGACGAGCCAGUGCUGACUCGCUGUGUUGACGGGGAGCGGCGGCAAGGAAAGUCCCACAAGAGUACCUGA